AGGUUAUUGUGGUUCGAAGGGAAUAAACAGUUAGCAUUAGUAGCAUUUUUAGCAUCGCUCGCGGUGUUAGCAGUGCGUUGGCGCUGUUCCGCCGCAGCCACAAACACACCUGCUGUUUUCUGCGUAACUUAAUCUUUCCAAAACAUCGAUGGUAACUAUAAACUCUGUAUAAACAGUGUAUAAACAGUGUAUAAACAGUGCUGCUUCACUCGGACUGCUCCAGUUCCAGCGCAGAACCGCGAGCAGGAAGCGCCUCGAUGGAGGGAGAUGAGUGUGAUAUCUCCUCAGAGCCGUCUGAAAUUUCUCGUUCAAACAGAGGAAGUGUUUCUUCAUCAGUCACUCGUGCUCAAGAUGUGUUGGUGUACCUGGUGAGUGAUGGGGCAGUACAGGUCUGUGUAGAGAGCGUGGGCUGUGUGUCUGUACAGGACCUCGGCCGCAGCGUGAGAGACGCCCUCAACAUUCCUGAUUCUGCUCAGGACAUCUUUGCCUUCUGGCUGUGCUCACCUCUUUUAGAGCUGCAGUUGAAGCCGAAACACCAGCCAUAUAAACUUUGCCGUCAGUGGCAGGACCUUCUGUACCGCUUCACUGAGGCACACACAGAGGACAUUGCACUAGAUGAGCCGUGUCUGCAGUACAAGAGGAACGUUUUUUACCCCAAAUCUAAAGAACUUCAGGUGGAAGAUGAGAAUGUGUUGCGGCUCCUGUAUGAUGAGGCAAAAGUAAACAUCAUUGAGGGCCGGUACCCAUGUGACCCUGAGCACUGGAGUCAAUUGGCUGCACUGUCCUGUGCUAUUGAGAUCGGUGCAGGACUCGAUGACCAGCAGCUGACCUCUGCUAUAAGAGACAGGAAGUUGUCAUCGCUGUUGCCAGCCCAUGUAGUGGGGGGUGUAGGGACGGGGCUUCUCUCCACCCUGAGGCUGAGGGCGGGGCGUCGUGCUGAACUGGAGCAGAGCUUACUGAAGGAGUACCACACGCUAAGCAUGCACACGGAAUCCCGCCCCCUCAUCCUUCAGUACCUCAGCAUCUGCCACACACUGCCUUAUUAUGGGUGUGCAUUCUUUGUGGGUGAGAUAGAUAAGCCGGCUCAGGGCCUGCUACAGCGUGGUGGGCGUAAGGCAGUGAGUGUAGGGAUCAGUCUGGAGGGCGUGUAUGUCAUCGACACUAAGGAGAAGCAUGUGCUCCUGGGUCUGCGGUUCUCAGAGCUGUCUUGGGAUCAUACCUACCCUGAUGCUGAGGGAGACUCGCACAUCCUGUGGCUGGAGUUUGAUGGAGAGGAAGAUGGAACACCUGUCAAUAAAUUACUGAAGAUUUACUCUAAACAGGCGGAGCUGAUGAGUGGUCUGAUUGAGUUCUGUGUGGAGUUGCGUUCUGUUGGUGAUGCGGCUGCGUCCCAAAUGGCUUCAGCUCAGGAGCAGAGUGCAGAGGGAGCGAGGGGGCGACGUGCGGGGAAAGUUCGCAGGCAGAACAGUGUAGUGUGCAGCAGAGUGCACACUUUGAGCACCAUCAGUUAUGUGGAUGACGGAAAAGAGAUAAAGCGUCUGAAACCGAAGAGAGCGGCGUCAUUCUUCACCAAACAAACUCCUCCCUCCUACUCUGCUGUUCAGGUGACUGACAACCUGGAGCAGAGCUGAAACAUUGCCUACUAUUGGAGACCAAAUACACACACACACACACAUAUAGACACACCAUGGUGAUGAACUGUAGAGACAGACAGACUGGACCAAGAUUCUGCAACAUGUGUGAGUAACAGGUUACAGCACAAUGUCUACGCUGAGACGUUUCUCCACUAUGCAAACACCACUAAACCAAAUGGAGGGAAAAAACUCACGAGACAGUCUCUUACCAAAGUGCCAGAGUGUCAGUGUGUUUUCACAUCAGUGCUUUAUCCACUCAUCACAAAGACAUGUCUUUAUUAUCCACUCAUCACAAAGACACGUCUUUAUUAUCCACUCAUCACAAAGACAUGUCUUUAUUAUCUAAUCAUCAAAAAGACACGUCUUUAUUAUCCACUCAUCACAAAGACAUGUCUUUAUUAUCCACUCAUCACAAAGACACGUCUUUAUUAUCCACAACACUGCUGUGUCACUGAGGUAAUAUUGUCUGAUAGGCUGCAUCCCAAACUGCAUGUUUAAUAAAGCCUCCUAGGAAAUGGGCUGUGUCCCAAACCUCUAUAGUUUAUAGCAUAGUGACAAAUAGUGGAAUCACUUUUUAAAGUAUAGUUUCAUCUUCGACUAAUUUGGUAGAAAAGGGGUGUGUAAAAGAAACACUAAACAGAAUAAUUACCUUUUUUUUUUUCUAAUACACACGCAAAUUGGUAAGUGUAUUUGUUGAGUAUGAUAAUCUUCUGGAAAAUGAGGAGUGUCCCAACUAAAUGUGCACCACCAGAAAUUUUGGGGUUGGUUUUUGUGUUUUGUUUUGUUUAUUUUGUUUCUUUGUUUGUUUUAUAGGGUAUAAUCUAGCAAGUCUUCGAUACCGUGUUAUGUUCCAAAACACACAUUUCUGCAUUUUGUAGUAAUUAGCGUGUGUGACGUCGAUGGCUGCUCUGACCGCCUGUACUGCAGCAGCAUGCAAUUUGGGACGUAACCCAAAGUAGACUUUUUACCUUUCAGUUCAUUCCAAAAAAUAAAAUAAUAUAAAGGUAAUUAAUUGUUUUUGUGUUUGUAAAAAUAAUUUCCUGUUCACAUAAUGAUCCUCAAGUCUUGGUGUAAUUAUUACAGAAUGUACACUUUAAUAACAAAUGUUUACAGCAGGCCUUGUUAAACCUCAGUAAGCCUCAUUAGGCCUUGUUAAGGCUAAUUCUUGUUAUCUGUUCCAUCAUCUAAGUGACCCGAGUGUGCUUUCUGACUGCAACAGUGUGGCCGCUCUGAGCCUGGCUACUGGUGUUGAUUUUAACACUCACACUGCGGACGGUGAAACGUUCACAACACUCAGCAUGACACUCGGAGACUUUUACACAGGAUGCUUCACUGCUGAAAGCCUGACUAUGCUAAUCAUGUUGGCAGGACUUUUAUAUGAAAUUGUAAAUAUCUGGUUCUAAUGUAAAAACUCGGGCUGUUGUGACCAAUAUAACCUGCUUUUAUAUAAACGCUCUGUGUGUAUGUGUGAAAUGAUGUUCCAGUUAAAGAAAUUAAACUGGAUGGAAUAUCCAUUAUUUAAACUCAUUUUUAUCUUCAGUGGAUAUUUGUGAAGGUAUUUUCCAUGUUUUUUUCCCCCUUUCAUUUUCUGUGACCUUGCACUACUAAUGCUAGUGACUAUAAUCUAACUACAUGCAGCAUUGUACUGUUACACUUUGUACUAAUUUCAUGACAUGUAUCAAUGGAUUUUAUAAUUUAAAAAAUGUGAAUAAACUUGCUUAUAUGGAAGGUUUUGAGCUUAUCAAUGAGAAAUGAAAAAUAAAGAAUAAGUGCAGCAAAA
Molecule: messenger RNA, 3414 nt
Organism: Hemibagrus wyckioides
Lineage: Eukaryota; Metazoa; Chordata; Actinopteri; Siluriformes; Bagridae
Gene: frmd8
Product: FERM domain containing 8
Exons: 11
Coding region: 258-1631 (457 amino acids)
Biological process (GO): negative regulation of canonical Wnt signaling pathway
Cellular component (GO): cytoskeleton; plasma membrane
Source: RefSeq, a predicted model, not a curated record